CAGUUGUGUUUGUUUGUGUUUUAAUACAUUAUAAUAAUAUUGUCGUCUUUUGCAAAUCAAAUAAGCUACUUAAAAUAAUGAAUUUUGAUGUUUUAUUAUUGUAAGAUAAAGACUUAAUUUUUAACUUCAUUGGAGAGAUCUGUUAAUUUUAGUGAAGAAUUAUUUUACGUGCUGUUAAAGAUGGCUUCUGGUGUAAUAAAAAAACUUGAUGAAACUGUAGUUAACAGAAUUGCAGCUGGUGAAGUUGUUCAAAGACCAGCCAGUGCUCUGAAAGAAAUGAUUGAAAAUAGUUUAGAUGCUAAAGCAACGACUAUUCAAGUUGUUGUGAAAUCAGGAGGCAUAAAAAUGCUCCAGAUACAAGAUAAUGGUACAGGUAUUCAAAAAGAAGACUUGGAUAUUGUAUGUGAAAGAUUUACUACCAGCAAACUUGAAAAAUAUGAAGAUCUUUCAUCUAUCUGCACAUAUGGUUUUCGUGGAGAAGCAUUAGCAAGUAUAAGCCAUGUUGCACAUGUUACAAUAAUUACCAAAACUGGUAAUUCUAAAUGUGCAUAUAAAGUACAGUAUUCUGAUGGAAAACCUUUGUAUCCUCCUAAACCUUGCGCUGGAAACAAGGGUACUCAAAUUCUUGUUGAAGAUCUUUUUUAUAAUAUGAGUGUACGGAAAAAUGCAUUAAAGAAUGCUUCAGAAGAAUAUGGGAAGAUUGCUGAGGUUGUUAGUCGAUAUGCAAUCCAUAAUUCUGGUAUAUCAUUUUCUUUGAAAAAGUAUGGUGAGAGUACCAGUGAUGUUCAAACUCUUGCAAAUGCAACCACUCGAGAAAACAUCCGUAGCAUUUAUGGUGUUAACGUUGCCAGGGAACUUAUGGAUCUUGAAUUUGAGGAUUCUAAGUUACAAUUUAAAGCAAAAGGACUCGUAUUUAAUGCUAAUUAUUCUGUUAAGAAGUGUACAUUUCUUUUAUUUAUUAAUAAUCGUUUAGUGGAUAGCUCUGCUAUGAGAAAAGCUAUUGAAUCUGUAUAUUCUGCGUAUUUACCAAAAAAUAUGCAUCCAUUUAUAUACCUCAGUCUAGAAAUCGUUUCUCAGAAUGUGGAUGUAAAUGUUCAUCCUACAAAACAUGAAGUUCGUUUCCUAAAUGAAGCAGAAAUAUUUGAAAAAAUACAGCAGGCAGUUGAUUCUAAAUUAUUGGGUUCGAAUAUUUCUCGAUCUUUUUUGACUCAGACAUUGUUACCUGGUGUUCCAACUUCCUCAGAUGAAUCAGUGAAACAUUCACUUAAUGAAAGUGACUCUGCAAAGGAAAAGAAAGUGUAUGAUCAUCAACUUGUCAGGACAGACAGUAAAGAACAAAAAUUAGAUGCUUUUUUCAAAAUGCAAAAUGUCUCUUCUUCAUCAAGUGAAGUUGUGAUUAAUGAAGGGUCUGAAAAUUUGCCAGAACGAGUUGAAAUUCAGUUAACCAGUGUUCUUGAACUUCGUAACGAAAUUGAAAAACAGUGUCAUAGAGGUCUUCUUGAAAUUGUACAGAAUAUGAUAUUUGUUGGCUGUGUCAACCCAAAAUUCGCUCUUUUUCAGCACAAUACAAAACUUUAUUUAGCAAAUACUCAGAAAUUAAGUGAAGAACUCUUUUAUCAACUUAUGCUCAAAGAUUUUGGGAAUUUUGGAGUUUUCCGCUUUUCGAGUCCAGCUCCUAUAUCAGAACUAGCAAUAAUUGGCUUAAAUAGUGAAGAAAGUGGAUGGACAGUUGCAGAUGGUCCGAAAGAAGAUCUAGCCCAAUAUGUAGUUGAUCUACUGAAAUCUAAAGCUCCAAUGCUUGAUGAAUAUUUUUCUGUGGAAAUUGACGAGAAUGGUAAUUUAUUAACCCUGCCUAUGCUAUUGGAAAAUUAUCAUCCUCCUCUGGUUAACCUUCCUAGCCUGAUGUUACGUCUUGCUUCUGAUGUUGAAUGGUCUUCAGAAAAAGAAUGUUUUCAGUCUUUUUCUCGAGAAAUGGCUGCAUUCUAUGCUGUUCCAGAAACAGUGCAUGGGAAUCUGUCUGGUUUAUCAGAGGAUAGUAAUAAAAGUGAUCAGCCAUCAUGGAAAUGGACUAUAGAACACGUGAUUUAUCCUGCUAUAAAGAUGAAUUUAAAACCACCGAACUAUUUCUCAACUGAUACCAGUAUUUUACAGAUUGCUAAUCUUCCAGAUUUAUAUAAGGUUUUUGAAAGAUGCUAAAAAUAUCUGAAUUCUUUUUGUACAUUAUGUAAAAUAUCUCCUUAUGUAUUAUCAUUAUAUAUACUUCAUAAUAUGCAUUUAUUUUUGGAGCAUUGUGUAAAAUGCUUUAAUAAACACUAUAGUUAUUUA
This is a messenger RNA of Stegodyphus dumicola, 2325 nucleotides long. RefSeq names its product DNA mismatch repair ATPase Mlh1 (gene Mlh1). Gene Ontology annotation, cellular component: MutLalpha complex. The record is from RefSeq and is a predicted model, not a curated record. Gene Ontology annotation, biological process: mismatch repair. NCBI's taxonomy places the organism in Eukaryota, Metazoa, Arthropoda, Arachnida, Araneae, Eresidae. Gene Ontology annotation, molecular function: ATP binding; mismatched DNA binding; ATP hydrolysis activity.